This is a messenger RNA of Penicillium malachiteum, 1998 nucleotides long. RefSeq names its product fungal specific transcription factor domain-containing protein. The transcript has a single exon. Gene Ontology annotation, biological process: DNA-templated transcription; regulation of transcription by RNA polymerase II. Lineage: Eukaryota; Fungi; Ascomycota; Eurotiomycetes; Eurotiales; Aspergillaceae. Bases 1 to 1998 code for a protein of 665 amino acids. Gene Ontology annotation, molecular function: DNA-binding transcription factor activity, RNA polymerase II-specific; zinc ion binding; RNA polymerase II cis-regulatory region sequence-specific DNA binding. The record is from RefSeq and is a predicted model, not a curated record. Gene Ontology annotation, cellular component: chromatin.
AUGACAGACGGUUCCCUCGCUGUCUCGUCGCUGGAACUUGCAAAUGAAUCCGCUACACUCACCCCAACCCCAGCUACUGAGUUCAGAAGAGAGCUAGAUGGUGUUUCUUGUCGCGAACCAACUGCGAAUUCCGUUAUAUUCGACAAUGCGGUAGUUCCGGAUCCUAGCCUUUCAAGUGGGUUUGAUUUCAUGAGUUCAGCCUCCGGAAAUGUCAAUGAUGAUCUCCUAGGAGAUGCAAACACAACUUCCGAUUCAGGAAAUUGGUUUUUAGAAGAUGGGUUUGACGUUGGUGCACUCGAUCUCACGAUAAAUUCUUCUAUAUUUGAAUGGGCCCAGCUUCCAAAUAUUUCAAAUGCUUCGAAUAUACCACCGUGGCAGCAAGGAAAUAUCACUCACCCUCAAAGUUCUGCACCUCUAGAUGACCCAGCAAAGCCCACCGCGGACCUUGUGAAGGAGAAAUGGUUUACGUAUAUGAAGCAACGGAGUGGCUGGGGAGAUCUGGCACAACCAUCAGCCCUUCCGGGACAAACCAGUGCAAAUGAUAUUUACCGGGCAGGGCUGACACAGAAGCUUCGUUCUUGCAUGGAAGACGAGGCUCUGCCAACAUCUGAUCAACUCAAUCUCUUUGCAAAAUUAUAUUUCCAACGGUUCCAUCCUUUACUACCAGUGAUUCACGCUGCCUCAUUCAAACCAAAAGCAGAGAACUCAUUGUUAUUCUUGUCAAUAUGCUCCAUUGGUAGCCUGUUCGUUGGCUCAAAGCGCGCAGUCAUGCAAGGCUCUCGAAUAUUUGAACGGCUUAACAAGGCCAUUCUAGCUUCUUGGGAAUCUUUCUUGUCUCAAAGCCGCCCAGAUGCCUUGUCCAUGGUUCAAGCAGCUAUAUUGGGGCAGACAUAUGCCCUCCUGGCGGGAAACCCAAAACAUCUGGUACUGGCAGAUGUGCUUCACGGUACCGUGGCUGCAUGGUCCCGCGAGGCCAACAAAAUUAGCUAUCUUUGUCAAAAGUCUCAAGGUCACGUAGAUGACACCGAUAUUGAUUCAAAAUGGCUGCAGUGGAUUGAAACCGAACAACGAGCAAGAGUGCAGAUGGCUUUGAAUAUCCACGAUGCAGAGCUUGGAUCUCUAUUACACCACCAGCCUAUUCAUAGCCAUCGAUUUCGCCAGUACCCACGUUUAGCCCUCGAUGUUCUCUUUGAUGCGCCGACAGCCUCCAAAUGGGCUACACUUUACUACCAGACAUCUCAAGCACAGAUUGAUCCAGUUAACGCCAGGGUCUUCAGUCGCAUUCCGAACUCCUUACCGGAAACAGGCCAGUCAUCUUGGUUUACAGCAUAUGGCGCCCUCGAAAGUAUCAAUGCUCGCCUUGUUGACCUCAAAGAAUCCCACGAAUUCGACUAUAUGAACUGCCAAGAUAUCUCCAACCUUUUAAUAGAAUGGUGGAACACAUAUCAUCCACUGAACCAAGAGCCCUUUUGUCUACGAGUUCUUUGGCAGUCGAUUUUCAUUUAUCUCUACGCUGAUGUAGACCUCCUCGAGCGCGCCAUCGGCCGAGACGGCGACAUCUCUAGCUGCGAAGCGACAGCUCAAGUCCGCGAAUGGGCCUCUACGCCCAAUGCUAGUCUCUGCCUUAUACACGCUUCUCUCAUCGCACGUCAUAUAGAACAGAUGAAUAUCUCUGUCGAGCCAGCCAUCCAUGUUCCUCGUGCUCUUUUCUCAGCUACUUUGACAUAUAUAUGUGUGGCACGGUAUGCGCCCAAACAUAUCAUUCGCCCUGACGCUUUCCUAUCGCCGGAGAUGAAAAUGUUGGGGAAUGAAGCUUGCAUGUGGCAGGGGCUGCGUGAGGCGGGAUAUUCCUUGAGCGGCGAAGGAUCUAUGGUUGUGGAAUUUGAUGACAUGUAUAGAUUGAUCAAUUUGUUGCAGCGUUGUGGGAAAUGGGGCAUCUCACAGGCUUUUGCGACUGUUUUGUCUAUAGCGUUGGAAGAAAGGAAAGACAAUAUAUAG